GAAUCGCCUUCAGCUGUCGUUCAACGGCUAUCGGCAUGAGGUGAUCGACUCCACGUGAUGCGGACGUUUGUACAGGCUUGCAAAGACGCACACAGUUGCAUCGGAGAGGACUGUGCCACUUUAUUCUCUAUUUGGACUGCUUACUCGUAUUAUGGUCAGCCGCGAAGACGAGAAACCGGUCCUCUUCCGUAUCCGGUGUAACUGUGGAGCGUCCACGUAUGGCAUCAUAUCUCGUACUGGGUGAGAUCAUAUACGAGCACAGAAUAUAUGUACUACGCAGAUCGCAGUAAUAUAUUCCACCACAUACCUUCAUUUCCAAAUACUUCCUAUCUUCGACAUCCUAUAAUCAUUACUAGGAUCUUCCCACCAUGAAGCCCACAUCUCUUUUCUUCACGGUCGCAGCAUUAGUCGCAUCAACAUUAUCCGCACCCACUCCAGGUCAAGGCUUCUACCUCAAGGUAGUCGGCGGCAACUCCAUCACCUCCGGAGCCCUCCUGCGCGAUAAUAACACCUAUGAUCUCGGCGUGACACCCCCGCCGUACUACAACAGCAAUGGCUACGGCGAUUUCCCCAAGCCGAUCUCCAUAUCAAAGGAAAACGCUAGUGAGCUCCUCGUCUCGCCCACAAACCCACAUCCUGGCCCAAUCUCCGGCCGCCUGGCUCUCGUAUCGGACGGCCCCGGGGACUGGACGCUGAGCAAGGCCUUCCCGCAAUCAGGUGGCUCUUGGAACGUUGGACCGGAUCGAGAGAACGCGACGGUUAAAACAGUUGGAUGGCAGUUCAAGAGCGUGCCAUGGGGCUCUGGGACUGUGUUGAGGUGGAGUGAUAAGUCGUGCUCGGGACGCUGGAUUGCCGUUAAGACGCACGUGAAGCCUUAUGAGGGGCCCGAGUUUGAUAGGUGGGUUAUCCACUGGUAUGAAGUGAUGCCUGGAAACACGAUUGGAGAGAAUGUUGUGGUUGAUCUUGAAGUUGCGCCUAUGUCUUGAUCGAAAUGGGUUGGGAAAUCAGGGCUGAAGGUAGUUUGAGCGCUGCGUAGGUGAAUGCAUUGAACAGGGGUAGGAUUAGCAUACCGAAUCAUUGCUUUGAGAGCUUUUUUGGCAUGCGGAUAUUGGGACGGAAACCAGAAGGUACUUUCUCUGAGUAUAAGGAUCAUAGUGGAAGGGUAGGAAUCACUCCACCAUGCCCUUUCUGUGCUAGUCUAUUGAAUAUUUUGAUUAACGACAUGGAUACCCUCGUGUUCCCCUCUUACA
Trematosphaeria pertusa is the source of this 1250-nucleotide messenger RNA. RefSeq lists its product as uncharacterized. NCBI's taxonomy places the organism in Eukaryota, Fungi, Ascomycota, Dothideomycetes, Pleosporales, Trematosphaeriaceae. The record is from RefSeq and is a predicted model, not a curated record. The transcript has 3 exons. The coding region runs from base 369 to 986 and encodes 205 amino acids.